UCACGAGAGCUUAACCUUCGCAGGUUGUUUCUGUUUCAUUCUGUAUAAUCCCUCCAACCGCCUGAGGCCUCACAGGCAUCGGAGAAGGGUCCAGCAAAGCCAUUUAAUACCUAACACAAGACAGGGCGGAUUUCCCACGGUGAAUUCCUCGACAGACGUCCCCCAGGGGCCUCUCCACUGAGUCCCUUCUCCACGUGACGGAGUUCAUUAUCUCUGCAGCAUGUCGGUCAAUGUCAAAGUCACACUGCGUGAAAUCCUGAGUGAUCUGAGUGAGGAAAACUUCAAAGCUUUCAAAUGGUAUCUGGUGAAUGGAGUUGAUGACAAGACAAUAAGCUGUCGCUAUUUGGAAUUAGCCGACCGGGAAAAGACCAUCGACGAGAUACUGAGCCACUUCGGCAGUUCUGAUGCCCUCGAAAAAACCAGGGAGAUCCUGGAAGCCGUACCUAGGAGAGAUCUCGCCGACAAGCUCAGGAAGAAAGUGCCAGUAGCAAAACAAGCUCAGGAGAGAAAAAAGGAGACGCUAAAGGAGCCCACAGAGAAGACGCUAAAGAAGACCACAGCAGAGGAGCACAGGAAAGAAACAAUGACCAAUAGCAUUUCAAAUGUGAAGGGGGCUGUUGUCCGACAGGUCCUUACUGCCAGCUUCGAGACACUGAGAAAAGAUCAAUUUGAAAAGUUCAAAGAUGUGCUGUGCAAGACACCCAUGAAGGAGCUUGUGGCGGAAGGAGAUGCUUUCCUUGACGCACCCAAUACAUUCCAGAGGGACGCCAGCCUAGAAAACCUUGUCGAGGAUUUGAUAGGCAAAUUCGGCCGGACUUACGCACUGAGGGCAACUGCGACGGUGCUGGAAAAAAUAGGGAGAAGGGACCUUGCUAAAGAACUCCAGGGAGAAUUACAAGCCCUGCAAGUGACCUCUCAUGGACUGAGAAGAAAACCCAAAGGUGGAGUAGAGAACCAGAAGCCAGGUUCCUUUUGCAGAUGGCUCUGAGAUUUUCCCUUCACUGCAUCCUGCCCCCGGCUUCCUUCUAAGACAUCGCGGAGUUGGAAAGACACAGCCGCAAAUGCUGAUCCGAGCCCUCUAGCGAAUUCGAUAAAACGGCGAAUGCUUCUGUGACGUUGCACUCUAUAUGAUUUUAUGAAAAUAUGCUAAUGAGGGUGAAUAUACUGUACCUGGAAUAUGCUUCAUGCAAAAGGUCUCUUGUAAGGUAUCAUUAAAAGCUUAUAAUCUACUGAGUGUGAUCAUCCGAUUUGUAUAAAUGUAGCACUCGUGUAUCUGAAACGAGAAAUAUGAAAUAUAAUUCUGAGGGCCUGUUGUAAUUAUGCAAAGUGUGGGCCAUUAACAAUGGUUUGGAAUCUUGAUGGCUCCCAUCAACCAGGACAAUUGACUGUGGAUGGCUUUGUUUGCUGGCAGGCCUUCCUGGGAGUCAGGCUGGGAGGAAUGAGGGCUUGGGGGGUCUCCCAGGUCAUGUGAUCAUGUCACCUGAACUGGAAUCCAUCUUUAACCUGGUGCUUUUCCGUUGAGA
Molecule: messenger RNA, 1523 nt
Organism: Trachemys scripta elegans
Lineage: Eukaryota; Metazoa; Chordata; Testudines; Emydidae
Exons: 6
Coding region: 221-988 (255 amino acids)
Cellular component (GO): cytoplasm
Source: RefSeq, a predicted model, not a curated record